Messenger RNA from Eremomyces bilateralis CBS 781.70, 4769 nucleotides. RefSeq names its product thiamine diphosphate-binding protein. NCBI's taxonomy places the organism in Eukaryota, Fungi, Ascomycota, Dothideomycetes, Eremomycetales, Eremomycetaceae. The transcript has 4 exons. Gene Ontology annotation, molecular function: FMN binding; sulfite reductase (NADPH) activity; 4 iron, 4 sulfur cluster binding. Bases 80 to 4675 code for a protein of 1531 amino acids. Gene Ontology annotation, biological process: amino acid biosynthetic process; sulfate assimilation. Gene Ontology annotation, cellular component: sulfite reductase complex (NADPH). The record is from RefSeq and is a predicted model, not a curated record.
CCUCAUCAACUCUCUGAACCCGGAAUUCGUGUUGCAUGUCCGCGUCGCAAUUCCGUUUUGCACAAGUCAUUGGAGAACAAUGGCUUCCAUCUCCUCUGCUGGAGAGGCUGUGUCGCGAGUCGCCUACUUAUCCAGCGAUGCAGUGGUGUCCGUUCAACCAUCUCUAGCUCAGGAUUCGGAAUUCUCCUCGCAUCUCCGAGAAUACGCUACGAAACAGUUACUGAGCAUUGUCUCACGAGACACGCCCGAGAUCCUGUCGGUACGACAUAAUGCGGAUCCUCUACUUUCCGUAUUCGAUCCAAUUCGAAGCGGGAAGCUCGUCUCGGUGACCACCACGUCCUCGGUUCUCCUCCGUGCCAUCCCCUACCUCUACAAACUCGCCCACUACCCGGUCGUCAUCCACGUCUCGCUAGAGCCGGGCGAGUACCCCGACUACUCCUCCAUCACGUCCAUCCGUCAAUGUGGAUUCAUCUUCCUUCAAUCGGAGAGCCUCCAGGAAGUGCAGGAUCUGGCCGUGUCGGCGCACGCUCUCGCGAUCAAGUCCGGGAAAGGCGUCAUCCACUUCUUCAAUUCCAAUGCCACUGACCAGGAUAAUGAAAUCAAAGACGAGACUCGUGAGCUCGUCAAGCGUGUUGUUGAUGUCGAUGGAGCUCGACUUUGGCAAGCGGCGAAAUCCGAUGACUGGGGAAUCUACGCCGACGAAGGAAGGCGAGCCACCACGACGGUUUUCGGCGAAGAGAAGCCCCUCAUCACCGGCGUUCCUUCUCAACUGGAUCCCGCUGUCUCAGAAAGACUAAAGCAGGACAACGCAAGCGCAAGAGAAUCGUCGGCGACCUCCUCAUCAAAUGCAGACAGCAGCGGUGACAGCGCGCCAAUCUCUUCCGCAGCCACUUCAAUCGAGCCAGCGUCCACCCGCCCGAUCAAUACCGAUGAUAUCUCUAAGCACAUCGGCCAAAUAUGGGACACGAUCCACGAUUUGACCGGGCGGACGUACGAGCCCUUCUCAUACUCGGGAUCCAGCCGGGACCAGGCCGCUCUGUUUGUCUUCGGCGCAGAUACGGCGCUUCUAGCCAAGGCUAUCGAUUCAGCGGGCUCGACCGAUCAGUUCGCUAAGGUCGGCAUUAUCACCGCACGGUUAUACCGGCCUUGGUUGACGCUCAGCCUGGCUGAUUUACUUCCGAAAUCGUUGAAGAAGAUCGCCGUUCUGGAGCAGGUCCGACGGAAGACGACGAAGUGGGGUCCGUUGCUGCUUGAUGUGCUCGCAACGAUCAGGACUCCGGGCUCCGCGAACCCUAGCAUUGUUGGCUAUCAGCUUGGAUAUAUCACCGAGGCCACCGCUCAGCAGGCUUUGAAAGGGAUCUUCCAGAAUCUCGCACUAGAGACUCCGAUCCAAAAUCUUACCGUUGGCCAGCCAGAUGGCCCAAACGAGGAGCAGCUAACAGGACAGCUCCAGCAACCUGAAUUGGAGAACGCCUACUUCAAGAUCUUGGACCAGCUGUUCCCCGAACGGCUCUAUGUUGCCAACCGGUUGGGAAAAUCGACUGCUGGUUUAGAACCAACCACGUCCAACAGCCCGGAGUUUGGUCUCGGUUCCUUGAUCUCGCGACAGGAAGCAGAAGCACGCUUCGUCGAGAAAGUCAAGCAACUCGUCAAGAACGCAAAUCCCUUUAUCACCUCGGCCCCCCAAGAUUGGCUCUCAAAAUGGCUCUUGGCUCGCCAGGAGCCUAAGAAGCUGCCUGCCGUCGCACAAGAUACCCUCUCGCGCCUCAAUGUCGACGGGUCUACCGCUGCCUCUGAUCUUCUUUCACAAAAGUCUUUCUUCCUCAAUGAAAGCCGCUGGCUGAUCGGUUCGGAUGCUUGGGCUUACGACCUUGCCAAUAGUGGCGUGCAUCACGUCCUCGCCUCCGGACUCAACAUUAACAUGUUGAUCAUUGACUCCACGCCCUACUCAGAGAAGGCUGCCGCCGAUGCAUCCCGAAGGAAGAAAGACAUCGGCCUCUAUGCGAUGAACUUUGGGAAUGCAUAUGUUGCGUCCGUCGCCGUUUACGGAAGCUAUACUCAAGUCCUCAGCGCCAUGUUGGAGGCCGACUCGUUCGAUGGGCCGAGUAUUGUGAUGGCGUACUUGCCGUACUUCAGCGAAACCGAGAGCCCCUUGACCGUCAUGCAGGAAACCAAGAAAGCGAUCGACAUCGGCUACUGGCCGUUGUAUCGCUGGAACCCCAAGGCGGAAGAGAACAGCGAGCCUAACUUCCAUUUGGAUAGCGAACGGGUCAAGCAGGAAUUGAAGGAGUUCUUGCGCCGAGAUCAGCAUAUGAGCCAGGUCAUGCGCAAGCACCCGGAAUUCGCACCGGCCCUAAACAAGGAUUAUGGAAAGGAAGUGAGGGCGCUGCAGAAGCGGAAGGCGAAGGAUGCAUAUGCUCAGCUGCUGGAGGGACUCGCCGGAGCUCCGAUGACCGUGCUGUUCGCCAGUGAUAACGGGAAUGCCGAGAACUUGGCCAAGCGGCUCGCGAACCGAGGCAAGGCUCGCGGCUUGAAGACGAUCGCCAUGGCCAUGGACGAUUACCCCAUUGAGGAUAUCUCGACUGAAGAAAACAUUGUCUUGGUCACCAGCACUGCCGGACAGGGAGAGUUCCCGCAGAAUGGACGGUCGUUCUGGGAAGCGGUCAAGAACUCCACCGAUAUCGACCUUGUCAAUGUCCACUUUGCCGUCUUCAGCUUGGGAGACUCGCAUUACUGGCCCCGAAAGCAAGAUAAGAUCUACUACAACAAGCCGGGUAAAGACCUUCACACGCGUUUUCUCGCUCUGGGUGGCCAGCCUUUGGUCGACUGCGGUCUUGGAGACGAUCAAGACCCUGAUGCCUACCAAACCGGCUAUCAAGAGUGGGAGCCCCAGCUAUGGCAAGCAUUAGGAGUUUCGAACGUCGAGGGGCUGCCGGAGGAGCCUCCGCCAAUCACCAAUGAAGACAUCAAGAUUGCAAGCAAUUUCUUGCGCGGCACAAUCGUGGAAGGGCUGAACGAUCCGACCACUGGAGCGAUCAGUGCCUCCGAUUCUCAGCUCACAAAAUUCCACGGCACCUACAUGCAGGAUGACCGAGAUCUGCGAGACGAGAGGAAAGCUCAGGGUCUUGAGCCCGCAUAUUCCUUCAUGAUCCGAUGCAGACUACCGGGUGGUGUCGCUACUCCCGACCAGUGGAUCAAAAUGGAUGAUAUCGCGACGACGCUCGGUAACGAGACGAUGAAGUUGACCACGCGACAAACCUUCCAAUUCCACGGAGUGGUGAAGGGCAAGCUCAAGCCGGCCAUGCAAGCGAUCAACCGAGCACUCAUGACGACCAUUGCGGCCUGCGGUGACGUGAACAGGAACGUCAUGUGCAGCGUCAUUCCUGAUCAAUCCGCAUUCCAUGCGGAAGUGCACGCAGUGUCGAAGCGUGUCAGCGAUCACCUGCUACCGAAUACGACUGCGUACCAUGAAAUCUGGCUGAAGGAUGAAGACGACAAGAAGACGCUAGUUGCCGGAGACGCGGUCGUGGACAACGAGCCGCUAUAUGGGCCCACCUACCUUCCUCGAAAGUUCAAGAUCACUAUUGCUGUGCCACCCCACAACGAUACCGACGUGUAUGCCCACGACAUCGGCCUGAUCGCCAUCAAAGGCAAAGACGGCAGCCUGGAAGGGUUCAACGUCACUGCUGGAGGAGGAAUGGGCGCGACGCAUAACAACAAGAAAACGUAUCCGCAAAUCGGCCGCAUGAUGGGCUACGUCGCGAAAAAAGACACCCACAUAGCCUGCGAGAAGAUCAUGCUCGUGCAGCGCGACCACGGCGAUCGCAAGAACCGCAAGCACGCCCGUCUGAAGUACACCAUCGAUGACCUGGGCGUCGACGUCUUCCGGUCCAAGGUUGAGGAGAUCUGGGGCAAGGCGUUUGAACCCGAGCGAUCAUUCAAGUUCGAGAGCAACAUCGACACGUUCGGCUGGCAAAAGGACGAGAACGGCCUCAACCAUUUCAUGCUCUUCAUCGAGAACGGCCGCAUCGAAGACACGCCCGAGUUCCCGAUGAAGACCGGGCUGCGCGAGGUCGCGAAGGUGCAUAAGGGCGAGUUCCGCCUCUCUCCCAACCAGCAUCUCGUCCUGUCGAAGGUCGCAGACGAAGACGUCCCGGUGAUGAAGGAGCUGCUGAAGAAAUAUAAGCUGGACAACACCGAUUUUAGCGCCCUACGACUGAGCAGCUCGGCAUGCGUUGCCUUCCCCACUUGCGGUCUUGCGAUGGCGGAAUCGGAGCGGUACCUCCCGGAGCUGAUUACCAAGCUCGAGUCGACGAUCGAGGAGGCGGGUCUCCGCCAAGAUAGCAUCGUCAUGCGCAUGACAGGUUGUCCCAACGGCUGCGCACGACCAUGGCUCGCGGAGGUGGCGUUUGUGGGCAAGGCGUUCGGGGCGUACAACAUGUACCUGGGCGGCGGGUACCAUGGACAGCGGCUCAACAAGCUGUACCGCAGCAGCAUCAAGGAGGACGAAAUCCUGGAGAUCCUGAGGCCGAUGAUGAAGCAGUACGCGAAGGAGCGGGAGGAGGGGGAGCGGUUUGGCGACUGGUGCGUCCGGGCCGGGUAUAUUAAGGCAACGAGAGAAGGGAGGGAUUUCCAUGAAGAUACGGCUGAAGUGGAAGAAGACGACGAGGAAUGAGCGGAUUAUGAUUUCCGUCAUGAUUGCAUUGGGAGGAAGCAUGCGAGCAUAUCGCGUACAUUUCUGCAUUUGAAUAACGGCGCUUGCAUGGAGC